UUGAUACAUUCAGUCCCUUCGUGUAUUAUUGCCGGUCAAUUUAUACGAUUAGCGUCAAACUCUUUUAAAAACCAAUUGAAACAAGGUUAACUUUUUACGAUUAUUUUAUAAGCAAGUCUCUAAUCCUAUACAUUUUUAUUUUUAAUUGAUCAAGCAAUUAUUAUUUAGUUUAAAAAUAAUUGUAAUUGCUCAAAUUAUAAAAAUGAAGUUUUUUUGACGAGGACUCGUGUAUCUUGAAGUUAACUAUGCUAAUCUCAAAGUCCGUGAUAGUCCAAUCUCUUGUUUACGAAGUUUCUUACUAGACACGUGCUUGACUUCGAAAUUCAAGAGUUUAAAUUAACUAGUGUUGAAUGAAAUUUGAGGAGUAAAUUCACAUAUCAAAGAAAUGCAAAGUAUUAGUUUUGAAGGAUAAACAUUUUUCAAUAAUACCGUAAUGAAUCAUUUUGAAAUGACUUUCUGGUCAAAAAAAUUAGCUAGUCAAUACCAAGAUAAUAUUUAAUAAACAUGACUAGACACUGUGAAUGAAAAAGUUAAAUUUUAAUGAAGUUGAUUAGGAAAUUGGAAAUUGAGUGAGAUUUGAAAAAGAAAUAAUUGGAAAUGUAUAAUUAAGGAUCAAAUUAAUUAAAAUUUAACUGAUUAAACAAGUUAAGAGUGUUUAUGAAGAGUAUCUCGAAAUUAAUUCGAUCAAUCUAGGUGAAAGAAAAUAUUUACAAAAGUGUCAGUUACUGAUCGAACAAGUUUCCACUGUAAACAUGGUAAGAUCUAAGACAUCUUCGUGCUUGAGGACAAAGAAAAAAUGUUCUGGUUGUAGCAUCUCAUCUACGAGCUUUAUAGUGAAAUCUGAAACGCAAUCACUGUAAACAAAAACUGUAACGCUUAACAGUACUCAAGCACUCAACUGGUGAAUUCAUGAACGAACUGCAUAAGUAAGAUAGUGCGCUUAGCGGAAGUGCGCCGAUGAUAUGUACAAUGACGUAUGUAAUGAAGAAUGCUGUAGGAAAGAAAAAAGCGCUCAAAUCAAUUGCUGUUACGGACAGGAGUAAUUUUCCUAUCAGUGUGCGAUUGUAACUGAUUAUGUGCCAUUGAUGCUCACGAACGAAUAUACAGUGCCAGUGAAAGAGAGAGUGCUGAAUGUGGCGAAUGCAGAUGUAAUGACUGCAACGGCCAUAGCGGCACGAGUUUUUCAGGUGAAACGGGGCCUUUAACUCCAUAUCUUUCAUAGUGCCGGUGAUGGAUCGAUCGAAGAGCGUCAAGAGAGUGUAAAAUUAGUGCGAAACGCUUCGAUUAAGAGAGAAGAAAAGACGACUACGAGGGCGACGACACGCGCAUUAUGUGUGCGUGGGUGGGUGUGUGCAUGUAGCCCUCUUUCACUCUCUCUCUCUCUCUCUCUCUCUCUCUCUCUUCUUCUCUUCAACUCUCUAUACUCUCGUUUCGACUCUCUCACUCUCCUGCUCGGCUCGAGUGCGAGGAAGCGCGCCGCUUUCAAGAUAGCGAAGCGCAGCUACACCAACGGCCGCCUGCGCUUUGAUCCUUCUUGCCCAUAGAGAGGAGAUCAAUAAGAGCCGUGGAUGGCUCUAGACACGUACCCUGUCGACAAGGCAUUAAUCCAUCGGAUUCGAGGCAGCGAGUUCCGAGUGUAGCGGCACUUCUGAUCAUGAGAGAGACGACGAGGGACGUAAGGAACGCGAUAAGCAUCAGUCUAGUCUAGAAAGCUGCGAAAAAGACGAUACUGCAGACUUGGAUGCUGUAAAAUUAGUGAAAAAAAGAAUUGCGGCUUUUUAGCCAGGAAAUGGAAAAAAUGUUAAAAGGCCCACACAAUCAACUGGGAGACAUGUCGAUAAGAAAAAAUCGCUGCACUUUUGAAAUGGCUCGGGAGAAAGGACGCGAUGCAAAGGAGAUGCCAUCGAUCGAUCCGCUCGUCUAAUAAGCACUGCUCCUGGCACACAUACGCUAGACUGGAAUUUGCCGCGCGCGGUAGGUCUCGUAUCAGCUAUAAUGGAGAGUGGCCUGAGUGUCGGUAACACGUCGACCACGCCUAAGACCCUCUUGCGAAACGCAACGUUGGCUGCAAAGAGUGCCGCAUUCGUCAGUACAAUCGGAAACGGCUCGGACACUUUCGAUGACUACUCGCUCGGCUCGUCGACCUCGUCACCGGAGAGCGGCAAUAGCAGCUGGGCCGGCAUCGAGAAAGCUUGGCUGAGCGACGAGGCUGCGGACGGUCAACUCGGCAACGGCAGCGACGAGUCCGCAGGCUCCGAUCUCGCGAGGUUCGUCUUUCACGACGUCAACGACUACAUCAACAAGUUGAACUACAGUGCGCUGACGAACUUCAGCUACGAUGCGACCAACUUCAACUCGAGUUACGGUAACUUCAGCUGCGUCGUGGCCAUCAACGACACUCUCAACGGCAACUACAGCGUCGAGUGCGAAACCGCAGCUAGUCCGAAGGCCGACGAGGCUAAAAACUUGUGGGCGCUGAUAUUUCUCGUCGUGCCUUUCCUUACUGUUUUCGGUAAUGUGCUUGUGAUACUCGCGGUCAAGAGAGAGAGAACUUUGCAGACCGUUACCAAUUAUUUCAUUGUCAGUCUUGCUGUGGCCGACCUGUUCGUCGCAACGGUCGUAAUGCCCUUUGCAGUUUACGUUCUGGUUUUUGGUUCAUGGACCUUACCAGCAUUUAUUUGCGAUUUUUACAUAGCAAUGGAUGUAACAUGCAGCACCAGCUCAAUUUUAAACUUGGUAGCAAUAUCAAUAGAUAGGUACAUCGCUGUAACGCGGCCAAUAGAGUACGCAAAACACAAAAAUAAAAGAAGAGUGUGGGUUACAAUACUGCUAGUUUGGGCGGUGUCAGUGGCGAUUGGCAGUCCGAUUGUUCUUGGCCUUAACAAUACUCCCGACCGUGUGCCGGAUCUUUGUCUUUUUUAUCAUACAGAUUUCAUCAUCUACUCCAGUCUAUCCAGCUUUUACAUACCCUGCCUUACGAUGGUUUUUCUAUACUACAGAAUAUUCAGUGCAUUGCGAGAUAGGGAGAAAAAAAAACGAGCAAAUCGGAAAACUAAUACAACCGCUGAAGUAAAACAAGGAUGUAUAAUAGAAAAUAUAGCUCAUACACGUAGUGGGUAUUCUGUGGCAAGGUUUGCGGAAACGGCGCUGGGAGCUGCAGCUUUGGUGGCACCGGGUAUCGAAGAGCCAACGAACACGGCCUCGGGAAGCAACGAAGAUGAGGACGAGACGCCCCUGGAUCCCGUCGUCGUCAUUUCCAACGACAAAAGCCAAGAGUUUUUUCUUACUACCGUCGAUGAAGAGACAGCCAAAAGAUUCGCUGCUUCCCAAGCACAAGCUAACACCAAAGAAAAAACCCGAAAGGACUCGGGUUACGAAGCCGGUGCAAGUAGCAUGGUGUUAGCAGAAGCGGUUGAAUUGACCGUCGAGACGUCUUGUCAAAGUCCGUACUUAAGAGCAGCUUCGGGGCCAUCGUCGUCGACCUCCUCGUCUCCGCCACCACCGUCGGGCGGACCAUCGUCGCACACAUCGACGACAAAAACUAAGAAAAAUGGCAGUGGACCUAGUAACAAACACGAGCUCCAGCAAAUAAGAGGAUUCGGUUCUUUAUUGCCCUUACCGUUUGGCAGGUCGAGUAACAGGGCAGCAGUGAAGCCAAGAAGCAGUGGAGGAGACGUCAGCGGUGGCGGUGGAGCAACUGGCGGAGGUAUAUACGAUACAAGUAUGGGUGCUGUUGGCGUCGGCAAAAAGGAGCUGCGAAAAGCCGAAUCAACGUCGUCCACACCUGGCUCAAGAUUUAAUAUUCGUAAAACUACAAAAGCAAGCAAGAAAAAGGGUGACAAAAUGUCUGCCAAGAAAGAGCGCAAGGCUACCAAAACUCUCGCCAUUGUCUUAGGUGUAUUUCUGGUAUGCUGGGUGCCGUUCUUUACUUGCAACACCAUGGAUGCCUUAUGCUCCAAGAUGAAAAAAGAUUGUCAGCCUGGUGUUGCAGCUUUCAUCGCAACCUCUUGGCUUGGCUACAUAAACAGCUUUGUCAACCCUGUCAUCUAUACUCUUUUUAAUCCGGAAUUUCGUAAGGCCUUUCGUAAAAUCAUCAAUUUUUAGAUGAGUAUUUGUUGACUGCAAUGACUUUUUUGUGUGAUAAACAAUUGAAACUAAAGUCUAUUAGAAAUUAAGUAAUAACUUUAAUGCCUACUGCAAUAGGGUAAGUAGAUAAAAUUAUUCUGAUAAUUUUGAUCGCUUACCCUCUGAACACGUUAAAUCGUUCAAAACUUGCUAAUUAUACAAUUUUAAGCAGCGCACGACCGGACAGCAAAGUAUGUUUUGGUUGUGAAUUUCCUGAUUUUUUAAUAGACAAUGAUAUCAGAUACGAAUAAUUUAGGAAAGGUGCUCAUUAGAAAUUACUUUAGCUAUUAUCUGUUAACUAUCUGUUAACUAUAUUGUUAUAAAUAAAUAUCCAGAACUCAGUUAACAUUGAGAGUGAUAAUAUAGCUACGAGCCAAUGAAUUCUGGCAACGAUCAGUUAGACGAAUAAGUUUUACAUUUCUAUUCUAGAACUCAAAAAUUCCUAAUUCUUAUAAAGAGUAUGAUUUCAACCAAUGUGACGUGUAAUUUUUUUUUGUAUUUUUUAAGCUACAUUGUCUAAAUUUAGAGUCCGAAUAACUUUUUUUACAUUCGGUGUUUUUUCGGAUAAAAAGAUUACAAGUAUUAUUAAAAAAAUUUGAUUCCCACGUUAGACUACAGAAUUGAAUUAAGCGCCAAAGUACACAGAAAAAAUAAGUCCUCAUCAUUGAUAUUGAUGCUUACCAUUUAUUUACGUUACUGUGUAACUCAUAAUAAAAAAUUAUUGA
This is a messenger RNA of Trichogramma pretiosum, 4850 nucleotides long. It is a transcript of the gene Dop2R, whose product is annotated as dopamine D2-like receptor. The transcript is spliced from 9 exons. Gene Ontology annotation, cellular component: membrane. Gene Ontology annotation, biological process: adenylate cyclase-activating adrenergic receptor signaling pathway. Gene Ontology annotation, molecular function: G protein-coupled receptor activity; dopamine neurotransmitter receptor activity, coupled via Gi/Go. NCBI's taxonomy places the organism in Eukaryota, Metazoa, Arthropoda, Insecta, Hymenoptera, Trichogrammatidae. Bases 1996 to 4104 code for a protein of 702 amino acids. The record is from RefSeq and is a predicted model, not a curated record.